This is a messenger RNA of Corythoichthys intestinalis (scribbled pipefish), 3939 nucleotides long. It is a transcript of the gene erfl1, whose product is annotated as Ets2 repressor factor like 1. Gene Ontology annotation, biological process: cell differentiation; regulation of transcription by RNA polymerase II. Gene Ontology annotation, cellular component: nucleus. The transcript has 9 exons. The coding region runs from base 1133 to 2395 and encodes 420 amino acids. Gene Ontology annotation, molecular function: DNA-binding transcription factor activity, RNA polymerase II-specific; sequence-specific DNA binding. The record is from RefSeq and is a predicted model, not a curated record. NCBI's taxonomy places the organism in Eukaryota, Metazoa, Chordata, Actinopteri, Syngnathiformes, Syngnathidae.
UGUGAAUCCCUUGCGAGUGUGAGUAUGUUGGCAUCCUAUUCUAUGAUGUCUCAUCGCUAAUCCUGACACCGAGGUUUCCUACUUGAGUGUGUCUAAUUUCACCUAGUCAUGCGUGAGUCCCAUCUAACGUGAUUGUCCCGCAGACGAGUAGAGAUGCCGCGUGGGUGCCACACCAGGACCAUGGUCCUUCCCCAGCCAAUCGGGGGGGGGGCGAGCCAGUGCAGCUCAUCCUUCCUCCCACGGCCCAGCAAAGGGGCCAUCGUCACCCCCCCAGGGAUCCAGAGUCGUCCCCGGGCCACCACCCGCGCCCCCAUCAACCGGCCUUAAGGUAUGGGAAGAGGGGACGCACCAGCAACUCAAACGACCACCCCCGCCCGCCCACGAACCACAGCCGAAGCACCCAGUCUCAUAUGUAUGGAAUCACAGGAGUGCCCUUUUUUUUUUUCUAAAAAAAGAAUAAAAUUAAAAAUACAUAAAUUAAUUAAAAUAUAAGCGUAUAUUUUGUCAUUGAGUUUUACUUUUUGUCAUUGAAAAACACAAACGGAAAAAACAAUGGCAAUGUUUUUCUUUGCCUUUUAUUUUCGCUUGGGAUUGUCUUUGUCUUUGCUUUUUACAUAAAGGAAUGGUCUGUCAAUCAAAAGGCAUUGGGAGGAGCUUUCCAAACAGGAAUGGUAGUUGAUAGCUGAUUACUCCUAGUUUACCUGCAGGAAAGUGACGAUGGAGCGUGAGUACUACAGUGUGGUCAAAACAAGCGGCCAGUACAGCAUCAUGCAUCGGUCGAGCCAACCUGUUCCUCAAGAGGGACGAGGGGAAAUCCUGAAGCGCUGUGUUCCUGCUUGCUUGCCCAAAAAGCCAAAUUGAAGACUCAACAACUGAUGAAGUCCUCCAACUUCUCCUAUCAAGGUCCCGCCCGUGUUGUGUGUCCAGGCACUGCUAAAUCAAGAUCUUCACUCCUGCAGGACUCCUAGGAAAGAAAUCAUUGUUAAGGAGACGAAGUUUUGCGUGCCAUCCCGGAGCGAGCACAAGAGGUGAGCGUCUCUCCGUGCGAGGCCGACAGACAGCGGUCCGGCUUCGGCCUCAGGUGCAUCGCUGAGGCGGGGCGACGCGGAGGUCCAGCAGGUGUUGCAGAAGCAUGGACUGUAACUGCGUCAGCGAUCUGCUGCUCCCCCCGGUGCCCGCACUCUGGACGCCAGGGUUCGCUUUCCCGGACUGGGCCUACAAGCCGGAGUCCAGCCCGGGAUCGCGGCAGAUCCAGCUGUGGCACUUCAUCUUGGAACUGCUGCAGAAGGAGGAGUACCAAGGGGUGAUCGCGUGGCAGGGCGACUAUGGCGAGUUCGUCAUCAAGGACCCCGAUGAGGUGGCCCGACUCUGGGGGAUCCGGAAGUGUAAACCUCAUAUGAACUACGAUAAGCUGAGCAGGGCGCUGAGGUAUUACUACAACAAGCGCAUUUUGCACAAAACCAAAGGGAAGCGCUUCACGUACAAGUUUAACUUCAGCAAGGUGGUGCUGGUCAAUUACCCCAUCCUGGAUAUGGCCAACUCACCCUUCUUCCUGGCCCAGAACCAUUUCAAUGGAGGCGCGACCGCACCCGACUGCAGCCCGGAGGCCAUCCAGUCCCUGUUUCCUCGUUUGCCAGACUCGGGACGAGCCUCCUCCCUGUUUGAUCGAGGGAGCGCGCCGCCGGGGCCGGAGGGAGACAAGCUCCGACUGGACACAUUUCCUUUCCUCGGUUCAGGUGCACCCUGCUACACCAAACCUCCGUCCCUCCUGGGUGCAUACCCCCGCAGCCCACCCUUCGAUUAUCCGUGGGGCUUUAACCCCUAUCUCCCAGGGGCCUUCUCCCUCAACAACUGCCCGAAACUGCCCCCCGGCUCCCUCUACCCCUCCCAGUUCUACCCCGGCCCCCUGCCGAGCGGCCUGUCCCAACUGCCGCACCCCUUCUCCAGCCUGUUGCCCCCAGGAGAAGGCGAGAGGGGAGCAACGGGGCUCCAGCCCGGCCGCCCCGGCCUUCCGCCCUACCCAGGGAGCCUGUCGCUGGGCCGCCUGGAUCUCGGCGACCCUCCUGUGGGCGGGGAGCGUGCAGGGGGCACGCCCCCAAGCCAUGGGCCAGGUCGCCACAGCCCCUCGGAGAGGCGGGGAGGCGUCAAACGGGACGCCGAGUCCGACUCGGACCUGGAGAUCACUGACCUGAGUGACUGCAGCUCGGACAACGAGCACGACUUGGCCAAGGACGCCGCGCCGGGCGGGAAGAAGGCCAUGGUCCCGCCCCUGCUGCCACCUGUACACACCCACCCUCUGAAGGGCCUGCUGCCCCUCGGCCCGCCUCCGCCACCUCCGGUCAUGUUGCACGAACGCCACAGGGAGACAGAGACCCUAAAAAUGAUCCACAGCUAAUACUUCUGUUGUUCCCAUUGCUCUGAUUUUCUCCCUUUUUCGCCUCAUCUUUCCCAAACUCUCCAGCAGACGUUUUACAGCGUACCAGUGACUUCCAUGGUCCUUGUUGGAGCAGGAUAGAACGUUUGUUAAUGGCAAUUUGCAUCAUCAACUCCACAGAAAUGGCCGCUACUUGCGUGAAACAAGUUUCACAAAGACACAGUCCAAUACUGCCAUCUAGAGGAGUCUUUACUUCUCACCGCCACAGUCCUUGCUUGAAAUUGUUGCUAGUUUUACUCGUGUAUUGUUUCUGCUGGUCUGUAUUACUUUGAUUAAACCACAUUUUAGUGGUGUGGAAAUAAUUAUACAUAUAUUACUGUGUUUUAUUGUUUACAUUUUUGUUUUGUAUUUAGAUUACAUUUCUAGUAGUGUGAGAGUCUUUCAUUUCUUAAUUUUGAAAUUAUUUUGCAGUGUUGUGGGGACAAAUACACUUUUGUUUGGUCAUGAUUUGUUUUUGUCUUUUUUAAAUGUCAAUUUUAAAAUGACUGUGAAAAUAUGUAUUUCGUUGUCUUUAUUUAAAUAAUUGUUUUCCUGUGUUUAAUUGUGCCAUUUAUGUAUGUAUUUAUUUAAUUUAUACUACAAAUAUUUCCCCUAAUAUUUUGUCUUAUUUAUAUAUAUAUAUACAUUUUUAAAUUCAUUUACUUUAAUUCAAGCUACGUUUAUACUGGUGUUAAAACACAUUUUGCUUAAUAUUUAAUUCUAAUUUCCUUUAAAUCACUUUAAGUGGUUUUUAAACCUAAUUUUAUUUAUUUUAUUAUAUCUUUAUUUAAAUUUAAUUGAAUUUCAAGCACUUUACAAGUGGCAUAAGAACAAUUUGUGUGUUGUAUUUUAUUCCCCCACAUUUAAUACGAACCACAUUUUUGGUUAUGUUAUUUCUAAUAACCUUUUUUAUUUAUAUUCUUGCACAUCAUGGGGCUUAAAAAGGGAAGAAAAGAAGAUUAAACAUUUGAAAUUUGUAGGAAUAUUUGCGUGUGUAUAUAUUUUAAUAUGGUGUACAUUUAAUUAUUACCACCAAUGAGGAGAGCUAAUUGUAUCGUGGUGAUUUAAUUGCGUAUUUAAUUCAACAUCUUACGGAGAUAAUGCUAUAAGCUUAGGUGUACCAAAAUUUUAAAUAAUUCAUAAGCAGAUGUUUUUCUAUGAUUAGUUUAUCUGAAGUCCUUUUUUUUUUUUUUUUUUAAUUCUGCCCUUUGGUCUUUUUUUCCCGGUUGUUUUCCCCAAAAUGUCUACCUUGUGAAUCUUGGGGUGCACAAAAUAUGCUUAUAAGGCUUAUUUUUAUAUUAGAAAUCAUCAAAUGUAAAGCGACAUAAUGUUUGAUUUUUUUUUUCAUACCCAGAUUUAAAGAAAACAACAUGAGCCACAUUGUAUCCCAUCACAGCCAGUGAAAUAUGUAUUGUAAAGUUUCUAAUGUGACACCAACAGCUGUAAAUAUUGUUUCCUCUGUGUGUGUGUGCAUAUGUGUACACAUCUCACAUGUUUUGUUUUGCUGUAAUGAGGUCACAUAAGAG